This is a messenger RNA of Haplochromis burtoni (Burton's mouthbrooder), 1470 nucleotides long. RefSeq names its product granzyme B. The transcript has 5 exons. Lineage: Eukaryota; Metazoa; Chordata; Actinopteri; Cichliformes; Cichlidae. Gene Ontology annotation, biological process: proteolysis. The coding region runs from base 218 to 970 and encodes 250 amino acids. Gene Ontology annotation, molecular function: serine-type endopeptidase activity. The record is from RefSeq and is a predicted model, not a curated record.
GAAGAUGGCUACAGACGAUCUUUUUUUAAUAUGUUUUUUCACAGUUGCGUUUCACAUGUAAAGCAGUGAGCAGGGUGUGAUAGCAACUCCUGCCCGUGCAACAAAGUUUUUGACACCUGCCCACAGCGUUUCCGUUGUGGCAGUUGGAAGGCAGACAGCAAAAAGGGUUAGGGGGGCUUUGAAAGCCAAACUUCUCAGCUUUUGCUUCAGUGCCAUCAUGAUCUGCUGCAUCAUAUUCAUCUUUCUACAAGUCUCCCUCACAGGGGCUGCUGAGAGCGGUAUAGUUGGUGGCAGGGAGGCAAAGCCCCAUUCCAGACCUUACAUGGCAUCAAUCCAGUAUCAAGCCCAACAUUCAUGUGGUGGGAUACUAAUCCGGGAGGACUUUGUUCUAACGGCAGCACACUGCAAAUAUGACAACAGAGGUCCUUGCACAGUGGUGCUUGGAGCACAUGACAUUAGCAAGAAAGAGAAAAGUCAACAACGCAUCAAAGUGGCCAAGUACUACCGUCAUCCAAAAUUCAACGGGAAAUACGAUUAUGACAUCAUGUUGCUUAAGUUAGAAAAGAAUGCCACACUGAAUAAGUAUGUGAAGACCACCGGACUACCUAAGAAGAAUGGGAAAAUACCUGCCAAUAUUAAAUGUUAUGUGGCUGGCUGGGGUCGGACUGGAAAAAAUAUGCCCGCCUCAAAUGUUCUAAAGGAAGCCACAGAGAAGAUGCAAUUCAGCAAUGAGUGCAAAAGUAUUUGGCAAGCAUAUUUUAAUUCUAAUCAAAUGAUAUGCACCAAGUUUACCAAGAAGGAUGGAGGCGUUUGCCAGGGCGAUUCUGGUGGACCACUUAUUUGCAACAAGAUGUCUCAAGGUUUAACAGCUUUUACUUUGGCAGAUGAUUGUAAUAAUCCAAAAUAUCCUCAUGUCUACACUAAAAUUAAUUUCUUCAUUCCCUGGAUCAAGGAAAAAAUGAAAGAAUAGAGGAAUGUUGCAUAAGCCACUAGUGAGUGGAGAAGUGGGCUUUUUUCAUUUACUGAUUAAACAAUUUGGUUGAAUGGUCUUUGUAUUAAAAAGGAAUUCAAAAGUUGAAAUGUGUAUGUUAAGCAUUUGGAUAAACACACCUGAUUACACACAGAUAUUGUGUAAUAAACUUUAAACUGUACCUUUUCAUUUUCUGAACUUUUCUUUAUUCGCCUUUUCAAUUUUGAUUUCUAACUUUUAGGAACUUUUUAUUUACUUUCAUUACUUAAUGUUUAAGCCAAUGGAGCAUGAGGCUGGGGUCUGAUCACACCAUAGUCCAGUGAAAACCUUUGAAGCUGAACAGUUUUCCUUCUGUGAAACUAGUCUUCAACACAAAAGUUCUAAAAUGUUGCCCUUAAACAUUCUGUUCCUCUGUUUGAUUCUGUUACAUGUAUUGCAUGUUUAAAAGAUCAUUUUUAUUUAGCAAAGGUAAGACAAAAAUAAAGACUAAGAAAAACUAA